Anas platyrhynchos (mallard) is the source of this 5801-nucleotide messenger RNA. The record is from RefSeq and is a predicted model, not a curated record. Lineage: Eukaryota; Metazoa; Chordata; Aves; Anseriformes; Anatidae.
AGGGCGGCCAUGCACUGAGCAGGGAGUUUCAGUUGUGCUGGUGUUUAUCGAGGAGGUUACGAGCCCGGGGAGCUUGGAAACCACCCUCACAACCCUUUCUCUGCUGUAAUCUGCCGAGGGGAAGCACUUCACGGUAGCGCUGCCACCAGCUGCUUCGCCGAAGCCGCCUGGGUCUGGGGGAGAUUUUGGCACCGCGCCCGAUGGAAGCUGCCGCCCGCAAGGAAACCCCGAGGUGCGCUGGGGCGAGCUGCUGCACUGCUCGUGACAUCCUGAGGCUGCUGAUGGAGCCCGACGGCUCAGGACGGGGCUGUGGCUGCCUGUUGCUGCUGCGCGCAUGCUGCUGACUCAGAGCUGAGCGUCGGCAGCCCGCUGAGUGAGCAAGGAAUCAGGCUUGGACUUCGUCCCCGGGGUGUCAGAGCUUUGUGCCGGCACCCGUGGGACUCCAGGAGGGCUGCGUGCCCCCCAGCAGGGAGCUAACGAUUAGCACUGGGGAUUUAUGUUACCACUUUCCAUUUUUUCUUUCGGUUUUUCAUGAGAAGAACAGGCUGCGGCCAUGCAGACGGAAGCAGACUGCCUGAGCCCAGAAGCUCAGAAACUGGCUGAAGCAAGGCUGGCGGCGAAGCGAGCGGCGCGGGCAGAGGCACGGGAGAUCCGAAUGAAGGAGCUGGAGCGGCAGCAGAAGGAGAUCUAUCAAGUUCAGAAGAAAUAUUAUGGUCUGGAUACUAAGUGGGGCGACAUCGAGCAGUGGAUGGAAGACAGUGAGCGUUACUCCCGUAGAGCCCGAAGAAAUGCCUCGGCUUCGGAUGAAGAUGAGCGCAUGUCAGUGGGUAGCCGUGGAAGCCUGAGGUCUCACUUGGAGUAUGCCAGCACCUAUCCAGUGGCUGGAUUAGAGAAUGAGAGGACCAAAAGGAAGAACUACUCCAAAGCAACUAAUGGUUAUGAGGAAGACGCGUACGGAUCGUCCCAGAGUAGAAAAUCUAGCAGGGCUUCCUACUAUCCCGACCUGGGCCUCCACAACCCUGGCUAUGCUUCCACAUCUCAGCCUUCCUCCCAAAAUGGAAAUUUGCCCUCCUUGCUGUACAGCGAUGCCCUGCCAGCCAGAAGUUACAGGGCGUCUGUGUAUGACGAGAGCGUUUACAGUGGGAGCCGUCGGUAUAGUGCCUCUAGUUCUCGUGCUCCUUCAGAGUACAGCUGCUACCUUGGGUCAGGAUCUCGGGCAUCCUCAAGAGCCAGCUCUGCUCGAGCCAGUCCUGUGAUCGAGGAAAGGCCAGAAAAAGACUUCGAGAAGGGAGCACGGACCGUCUCGAGUUUAUCAGCAGCUACGUUAGCUUCUCUAGGUGGGACAUCUUCACGAAGAGGCAGCGGGGAUACGUCCAUCUCAGCAGAUACGGAGGCAUCAAUUAGAGAAAUAAAGGAUAUCUAUGAGUUAAAGGACCAGAUUCAGGAUGUAGAAGGCAGAUACAUGCAGGGACUGAAAGAAAUGAAGGACUCUUUAGCCGAAGUUGAAGAGAAAUAUAAAAAGGCUAUGGUGUCAAAUGCUCAACUAGACAAUGAAAAAACAAAUUUCAUGUACCAAGUAGAUACCCUGAAGGAUGCCCUGUUAGAGUUAGAAGAACAGCUGGCAGAAUCCAGGAGGCAAUAUGAAGAAAAAAGUAAAGAAUUUGAGAGAGAGAAGCAUGCUCAUAGCAUAUUGCAGUUUCAGUUCAUGGAAGUCAAAGAGGCUUUGAAGCAAAGAGAAGAAAUGCUUGCAGAAAUCCAACAGCUGCAACAGAAACAGCAGAGCUAUGUCAGGGAAAUUUCUGAUCUUCAGGAGACAAUAGAGUGGAAAGACAAAAAAAUAGGGGCGUUAGAGAGGCAGAAAGAUUUCUUUGAUUCCCUAAGGAGUGAGCGGGAUGACCUUAGAGAUGAAGUGUUUGUGCUGAAGGAGCAACUGAAGAAACAUGGAAUAAUCCCAGACUCUGACGUAGCUACCAAUGGGGAGACAUCUGACAUACUUGAUAACGAAAGACACUUGGAUUCUUCCAAAACUGCUCAAGGCACAACGCAGGCGUUAAAGACAGCAGGGGACGGGAUGUUAGGCAAAACCAAUGAAGUGGACAUGAAAAAUGAGAUUUUGGAGGAUGUGGGGAAAAGAGAAAUCUUGCAGAAUACUGAGCAUGAGGAACACAAAGAGGAGUCUGAGGAGCAGGAAGUACAGACAUUGCAUGCUGAUGAAAACACAGAGGCAGAAAAAGUGAUUGAAGAAACCGAUGCCGGGUCAACAGCGAUGUUACCAGAUAGUAGGCUUACAGAACAAAACCAAAGCCUUGCAGAACCUGUGUCAGGGAAUGCUUCUUCAAACGAUGAUAGUGACGCAGAUGAUUUGAGAAAGGAGGCAGAGUCAGCAGACACAGCAGCCCCACAGCCUGUUAGCGAGGAGGCCGAAUGCAGUAACUCACAUCCAAGGACAAAUCAGACCUCAGAGGUGAGCUCAGUGCAGGGUCAGGAUUUUGAGAGUCCUCAGGAAAUGCCCAGAGACUUAGGUACAGAGCAUGAACUGGAAAAAGCUGCUCCAGAACAGGAAGAACGAGAGGAUGUGGAGACUAGCCAUGCACUGAGUGCUAGUGACGUGGAACAAGCAGCUGACACUGCAGCUAACAGCUGUGAGUCAGUUUCUGACCAGCCAGAGCUACCAGGGUCUGAAGUAGCAGGCUCCCUGAGCGAAGAGGUGAAUGUGGAGAGUCACCCUGAGACACUCCAGCAUGUGGAAGAAAGUGCUGAGGACAAAGUUACAAAUGUGCUGGAGGAAAAGCUCCUUGAAAGCAAAGACUGCACUGAUGGGACAGCUGAUGAGAAGGGAGGUGAUAGAGCUGAAGAGGAAGAUGAGGUGGGGAAUACAGCUCAGGGUCAGGCAACAGAAAGGGAUUCCGUGGGUUUGGAGGGGAAGGAGUCCCAUGAAAGUGGUGUCCCAGCAGAUAAAAGUGAAAAAGAGGAGGGAGGAGAUCAGGCAUGCAUUCAGCCAGCUUCCUCAGAGGAUGUUCAUUUAGCAUUGUUAGAGGAACAGAAUAUGCAAGAGAAAACAGAACUUAAAGCUGCUGAGGAAGACAGACAGAAAGAAGUACUGAUGGAAAACCUGGAGGUGUGUUCAGAUUCUGCAGGAACAGGCAAGCAGGAGGAAGCACCUGCGGAGUCUGUGGGCUCUGGUACCGAGGUGAAAGAAAAUGUGCUGCAGCAGGCAGAGCCAGGCCCAGACGUUGUGAAAGAAAUGGCAUCUCAGGAAAGCAGUUCAGACCCAAGGGUUUUAGAUGACAAAAUUCAGGAAUCAGAAAUGGAAAUACAAUGUGAGUCUGGGAAAAGAGAGGAAAGUAGGGCAGAACAGGUGGAAGACUUAGAACCAAAGGUGGAACUUCAGACAGUUCAGUGUAGUAAAGACACAACAGGAGAUCCAGUGGGAGAGAAAAAUAGCUCUUCAGAAGAUGAAGCACAGGAUGCAGGUGAGCAAGAGGAAGGCGAAGCACAGGAUGCAGGUGAGCAAGAGGAAGGCGAAGCACAAGCUGUAGUGCAGCAAGAGGAAGGCGAAGCACAAGCUGUAGUGCAGCAAGAGGAAGGUGAAGCACAAGCUGUAGUGCAGCAAGAGGAAGGUGAAGCACAAGCUGUAGUGAAGCAAGAGGAAGGUGAAGCACAGGAUGCAGGUAAGCAAGAGGAAGGUGAAGCACAAGCUGUCGUGCAGCAAGAGGAAGGAGAAGCACCAGCUGUAGUAAAGCAAGAGGAAAGUGAAUCUAAAGAGGAGUUCACUGUAGAUCUUAGUGGAAAUAGUGAAAACCAAGCUGAUAAAGAAAAACUGAAAGAAGAUGAGAAACAGUUAGAGCUUGCAAACCCCCACGGUGAUGGAUUUGCUCCUGAGGGUGAUGCAAAUAAUUGUCUUGCACAGAAAGCUGAGAUGGAUGAAAAUAUGAGUGAGCGAGUUAGCUUGGAGGCUCAAGCAGAGGAAGAACUAGAAGAUGAUGGUGAUGCAUUUGACUUCGAUGAAGAAUCAAAACAGAUACUGGAAACUGAUGAAAAAUCUGAUGAUGGAGAGAAAGCUGAUACACAGAAUGGGGAGGAUGAUGGAGCAAAUGGCGAGGUCAAAAAAACUGCCCAAGCAAGUGAAGCUGGAAAAAGAACUGGUGAAAUAGAAACCGAAGUCCCCUUGACUGAAGAUGACAGCUUACGGCAUAAGAACGGAGACCAGUCUGGAGAAGCAGGGCACUUGCAAGGGGAAGCGUCGUCACUGAAAACUGAUGAGAAGGCCGAUGUGUUGGAAGAUGAAAGUAAAGCAUCAGAUUCUAAUGAAGUGGAAAAAAUACCAGAUGUUUCAGAACAGGAUUUGGAAAGUGCUUACAGGGCAGAAAGCAAAGAGGAUUUGCAAGGUGGUAGAAGGGGUAAGGGUAAAUCUAGAGAUGACUGUACAAUAUCCUAAGUUAAAAAUCUCAGGCUACACGAGAUACAUGCCAUUUGAUCAGUCUCAGUACAGAAGCAUGCACUUUGCACAACAGAUCAGGCCUUAGGAAUAUAGGCAUACUCUUAAGGUGUUUUUUUUCCUUAUAGGUAACUCUCAUCAUAAUACACUGCCAGGUCGUAUAAGUGGUAAUGAUGCAACUAUUAAGUUAUUCACUGACGUACCUAGCCACAAAAAAUCAUGCGUGGGUUUGGUUUUGCUGUGUCUCAGGUUAAAUGUUACCAAAAGAGCAAGCUUCACAAACGAGCUAUGCGGUCUAUCUUGCAGUUAAAGUACUUUUAGUGUGAAUAACUGCUACUGAGGAACUUUUAUAUGAAAUUCCUCCUUUCUAGCCUACUCUAAUGAUAGGUUAUCUGAAUGUACUUCCGUGUGCAUUAGAUCGACAGUAUGUUAACGCCUUGUCAUGAAGGAACUCAGUAGCUCAGCAACACUGAGAUCUAAUGUUGAAACUUGUUGCUGAAUGAUUAAAGCCCAGGAACCAAUUUUUUGUUGCUGUGGAACAAGAUAAUGUCAUUCCACUUUUUGUAUCUUUCUAAUAUGGACAUAUUCCAAAGUAUCAAUCACUGUGAAUGCGCUUAGUCUAAACUCUUUGGAGGAACAAUUCACAUUUUGAAGGAAGUACAGCAUGCAGGUUGCUAAAAGGAGCAAAUAUAUUAUUGUUUACUUCAUCUAGGCACUUUGCACCACAAUAGGCCUUUUACACCAUGUCUCACAUGGUUUUUUUCCUAAGCAAGUAUCAGUACACACUGUAACAUGUGCUUAGGUUUGCUAUUCAGUACUGUCUAGCUAUGAAUAUUACAAAAUACUUAUUUUUCCAAGAAGGUUUUUGUUUAAAAUUGCAUUCCUUACUGCAUUAUAUAUAUAUAUAUAUAUAUUUCCAAAAUAUUAUUCUGAAAGAAUGUUUUUUUUCCUCUGAAAAAUUCUUUCCUCCUCUUUUUCUGGAGAGAAGAUAACUUUGGAUGUCUUAGUCCUUACUGGGUGUUAGACUAAAGACUGUUGUUGUUUUCUGUACUAGCCCCCCGAGCCUUUUUGAAAAGCAGGAGUACUUUGAAUUGUUGGCUUGAACUAGGCACUUCGACUCACUGCUAUAUUUUGUGCAUCUUUUGUAGUGCUUGGGAGGAAGAGCAUGUUUUGCAUAAGUUGUGUUAAGCAGUGAACAUCCAAAGGGAAUGCAAACUGAGCAGUCGGGAGGGGGCUGUAGAAGGUUCUGUCUGUGUUGAUGUUACAAAGCUGAUGGAUUGCAAACAGACUGCAAAAUUUCAAGAUGUAUAUCAAAAUGUACUGAGCUGUAUAUAAUUGAAAUAAACAUAUUUUCUACUUUAAA